AAAACAAAAAACAAAAACGUUUCUUUAGACCGGAAGUGGUACUUUUUGAACGGAGCUAGUUCCGGUUAGCUUCACGCGUACGCAGAGGAGUCGGAUAUAAACUGGCCGCUUGUGUUUCCGGUGAAGGACACUUGGGGAAAAAAAAGAAAAGAAAAAAAGAAGCCUCAGCUCCUAAAACUGUUGGUGAAAGACAGAUAAAACAACAGCAACAGCCUGUCAACGGUCGAACCGUUGUCCAACCGUCAAGCCUUUAGAGAACGUAAACCGGGGAGGACAUUUCUGUGAAGCUAACAUGGCUGGCAAAUGGAUGGAAAAGAUAUGGAAUUCAGAGACGGGAGAGUUUUGUGGGCGAACAGGGAACAGUUGGCUUAAAAUAUCCAUGUUCUACGUGUUUUUCUACGCGUUCCUGAUCGGGGUUUUCAGCUGCACCAUUAUCGUCUUGCUGAAGACUUUACCAAUCAACAGACCCAAACACCAGGACCGAAUUCUUCCCGCAGGUCUGUCAUUCGAACCCUAUGCCCACAACUUUGACAUCGUUUUCAGCCAGAAAAACCCGAUUUCAUAUGAGAAGUACGUCAAGAGCUUGAAGGCGUUUAUUGAGCGAUAUCAGGAUGACAAACAGACUGACGACUUGAAAUAUGAGGAUUGUGGAUCCACCCCGACGACAUACACCGAACGCGGCGAAGUCGAAGGUACAACAAAACAGAAAAAAAGUUGCCGCUUCAGCAGAAAGGUGCUUCAAGAAUGUUCCGGGGAAACCGACGACACCUUUGGCUUUAAGGAGGGAAAGCCGUGCCUCCUACUCAAGAUCAACAGAGUCAUCGAUUACAGACCAAAACCUCCUACCUCGAGCGUUAAGCUUCCAGAUGAGCUGUCAGGCAAACCCUUGGACAACGUCGUCCCCGUUCACUGCACGAACAGGUGGAAGCGAGAUGACGGCUUGGUCGGAGAGGUCAAGUACUUUGGCUUUGGGGGCAUCGGCGGUUUUCCUAUGCAGUACUACCCCUACUACGGUAAAAGGCUGCAGUCCAAUUACUUGCAGCCUCUGGUGGGCGUCAAGUUCGCCAACCUCACCAGGAACAAGGAGAUUCGCUUGCAGUGCAGAAUGUACGGGAGCGGCUACAAUAUGGACACCCGUGAUGGAUUAUUUUACGUUCACAUCACUGUGAACGACUGACCCCAGAAACGACGAUGGCAAAAUAAAAAAUAAAAAAAAAUAACGUAGAAAGAUAUUCAAGAGUUCAGAUGCCGUCUUUGAGUUGAUCUCUCUUUUCUGUCCAGAGUUGAAAUAGAAUGUAAAAUACUCAAUAGCAAAUAUUCUUUCUUCUGUCAAUGGGCGAUUGUAUCGGGGAGGCGGAUUAGGGGGACAAAUGGGAUGUUUAUUGAUUAUUUUAAAACUGCAGUUUUGCUACUGAUGUAUAGCGAGUUGUCUUUGUUUCAUCCUUACUGGUUUCUAUAUAUUUUCAAAGAUCCAGUUUGUAGGCCAGCCAUGUUAUAAUAUUCUGUUUCAUAUCUGCUUUCAGAGUCCAAGGUGUCCCUGCAGGUGUUUAUGAGUUGAUAGUGUUUGUCUUUGUGUUCAGACUAAAUUGAAAUACUAUCUUGGUACUCUAAGGUGUUAAGUUGACUGAGCUAUAUGUUGUUUUUAUGCAUCUUCUUAUUCAAGUUCGCUGCAGAAGAAUAUUUUGUUCAUCUCCAUAAUUAAAUAGGUUUUGGAGGACAUUUCUGUUCAGUACAAUGUUUACUUGUCUUAUUGAUUGUAGCACUUAGAUUUUUAUCAUUGUAAAGUGCAUUACAAAUAAAGAUUAUUGUUGAUACUA
This is a messenger RNA of Poeciliopsis prolifica (blackstripe livebearer), 1817 nucleotides long. Its product is annotated as sodium/potassium-transporting ATPase subunit beta-233-like. Gene Ontology annotation, molecular function: ATPase activator activity. Gene Ontology annotation, biological process: sodium ion export across plasma membrane; intracellular sodium ion homeostasis; potassium ion import across plasma membrane. The record is from RefSeq and is a predicted model, not a curated record. Lineage: Eukaryota; Metazoa; Chordata; Actinopteri; Cyprinodontiformes; Poeciliidae. Gene Ontology annotation, cellular component: sodium:potassium-exchanging ATPase complex. The transcript has a single exon. Bases 293 to 1177 code for a protein of 294 amino acids.